Molecule: messenger RNA, 1251 nt
Organism: Brachypodium distachyon (stiff brome)
Lineage: Eukaryota; Viridiplantae; Streptophyta; Magnoliopsida; Poales; Poaceae
Product: transcription factor ILR3
Exons: 5
Coding region: 247-957 (236 amino acids)
Biological process (GO): intracellular iron ion homeostasis; regulation of DNA-templated transcription
Molecular function (GO): protein dimerization activity; DNA-binding transcription factor activity
Source: RefSeq, a predicted model, not a curated record
AGCCAAAGCCAAGCCAACACCGUUUGCGUUGCGUGCUGCUUUGGGCGCGCCAAAAGGCAGCGGCCAACAUAUACCAGAUCGAUUAAUCAAUCCUUCCUUCGUUUUCCCGGCGUCCCGAUCUCGCCCGCCUACUCCUCUCCUCUCCUCUCCCCCGGCUCGUGCCCUCCCCACGACCCCUCAUCAAAAGAUCUGCUUCUCCCGGUUCGCUAGCUCGGGUUUGUUUGUUUGUUUGAGCGCGGGGUCGCGAUGAGCUGCGGCGGCGGGCAGAACGGCUGGCUGCUGGACUACGGGCUCGUGGACGAGGAGAUCCAGGGCUCCGACUUCAUCUACAUGGUCGACGAUCCCGCCGUCUCCAGCGUGAUAUUGGGGUUUGAUGCUCCCAGAAAGGAGGACGGUGGUGGCCUGGACAACUCCGGUGCCAAGAAAAGAUCCCGUCCAGAGUCGAGCGCGCCACCGGGCACCAAGGCUUGCCGUGAGAAGCUCCGGCGAGACAGGCUCAACGAAAGGUUCAAUGAGCUAUGCGCCGUGUUGGAGCCUGGGAAGCCUCCAAAGGCCGACAAGGUCGCCAUCCUAGGCGACGCCGCUCGCCUCCUGAACCAGCUGCGCGCCGAGGCUCAGAAGCUCAAGAAGUCAAACGAGUCACUCCAGGACAACAUCAAGAGCCUCAAGUCUGAGAAGUCGGAGCUGCGAGAUGAGAAGACGAAGCUGAAGGCCGAGAGGGAGAGGCUGGAGCAAAUGCUCAAGGGUGCCACAGCUGCUGUGGCCGCUCCGCCGCAAUUCGUCCCGCACCCCGCUGCGCCGCCGCACUUCCACCCCACGGCGGCGUUUGCGCAGGCCGGCAAGUUCGUCCCGGCGUACACCGCCAGCUACCCGCCACCGGCCGCCUUCUGGCAAUGGAUACCGCCGACAUCUCUGGACACGUCGAAAGACCCAGCACACUGGCCGCCGGUUGCAUGAUCAAGUUGAUUACGGUGUGCCCCUCAUCAGGAUGCAAUGUAUUGAGCUUUCGUGCUGUAGAAGUUGACCAAAGCACACGCCCGAAGAUAAUCUCGGGUGCUGAUUGUGCGUAGCAGUUUAAUUCUAUGAUUGUGGUGUGGAUGUAAUGAUCCAGGGUCACCCGAUACAGAUUCUGGGUGGUCAUUGCUCACUCGAGCAGUCUGUGUAACAGCUCUAAUGUUAAAGUUAUGAACAUGAUGAUUCAUAAUUAGGAUGGUCCUUGCAGAAAAACCGUUAAAAGAUAUGUCCUGCUUA